CCUGACCUCCAGGCUCCAACUCGAACCAUUAGAAGGAGAAGAAGAUUGAUUUCUUAUGGAUGCUUUUGUGAGGAUCUGAGACCUCAAUGUCUCAAAGGUGAUUCUUCAGGUGAGCUUUCAGGGAUGCUAACAAGGAUAGCAGUGGUGUUGCUGGUGGGUCUUCUGGGAUGGGCUUAUCAGACCACACAACCUCCCCCUCCUAAGAUAUGUGGAUCCCCAGGUGGUCCUUCUGUUACAUCACCCAGAAUUAAGCUCAGUGAUGGAAGGCAUCUGGCCUACAGAGAGAGUGGAGUCCCCAAGGACAAGGCGAAAUACAGAAUCUUAUUCGUUCAUGGCUUUGGCGUCUCCAAAGAUUUCAGUUUACCUUCAUCUCAAGAACUUAUAGAAGAGCUGAGAAUAUAUUUUCUGUCAUUUGAUAGAGCUGGGUAUGGAGAAAGUGAUCCAAACCCAAAGAGGUCAGUAAAAAGUGAAGCAUUUGAUAUUCAAGAACUCGCGGACCAGUUGGAGAUUGGAUCAAAGUUCUAUGUGAUUGGUGUCUCUAUGGGAGGUUACCCGGCUUGGAGUUGCCUUAAAUACAUACCACACAGGCUGGCAGGUGUAUCCUUAGUAGCUCCUGUAAUCAACUACUGGUGGUCUUCUUUUCCUGCCAAACUAUCAAUAGAGACCUAUAGGAAGCAGCUGUUGCAGGACCAAUGGACACUUGGGAUCGCACAUUACGCCCCUCGGCUGCUAUACUGGUGGAUGACUCAGAAACGGUUCCCUUCAUCAAGUCUAGUGGAGGGGAACCCAGGGAUUCUCAGUAGCAAAGACCUAGAGAUCUUAAGCCAGAUGUCUAAAGCCUUUGAACCGCAGUUCAAAGACAAAGUAACACAGCAGGGUGUAUUCGAAUCUCUGCACCGAGACUUAAUGGUUGGUUUUGGUUCUUGGGACUUUGAUCUGAUGGAUCUAAAUAACCCAUUCCCUCUGGAAGAGGGCUCUUCUGUUCACAUCUGGCAGGGAUACGAAGAUAGGCUCAUUCCAUUUCCGCUGCAGCGCUAUGUCGCUAAAAGGUUGCCUUGGAUCAGGUAUCAUGAGCUUCCAGAUCAUGGACAUUUCUUUUUCUUAAACACAAGCUUUUCCGAUGAUAUCCUGAGGGCACUUGUCCUUGGAAGAGAAGAACCCUCCACCAUAAAUGCCUAGUUAACUAGUAAUCCUUGCUU
Messenger RNA from Telopea speciosissima, 1199 nucleotides. RefSeq lists its product as uncharacterized. NCBI's taxonomy places the organism in Eukaryota, Viridiplantae, Streptophyta, Magnoliopsida, Proteales, Proteaceae. The transcript is spliced from 5 exons. The record is from RefSeq and is a predicted model, not a curated record. Bases 124 to 1179 code for a protein of 351 amino acids.